AUGGCUGCAGCCAAGAUGCUAUUCCUCCUCUUCUCAGUGGCCCUUUUGGCCCUGAGUUCAGCUCAAGACACAGAUGAUGAGGCCCUCAAUCAAGAUCUCCUUGAACAAUCUGAUGCUGAAAGUAAUGCACAGAGUUCAGAAUCAAAUGCUUUACCAGGACCAUAUGACCUUCCCCAGGGUGACAAGGGCUUUGGUAAGAGACCAUUCAAACGUCCCAGAAACCCUCAAGAUGGAAAUUAUCCUCCUCCUCCUCCUCCUCCUCCUGAGGGUCAGCAAAGAGGCCCUCCAGGUGGCCCCCGAAGAGAUGCCUCAGGUGACCAACAAAGAGGUUCUCCAGGUGGCCCCCAAAGAGGUCCUCCAGGUGACCAACAAAGAGGUCCUCCAGGUGGCCCCCGAAGAGGUGCCUCAGGUGACCAACAAAGAGGUUCUCCAAGGCGUCAGAAUGGGCCAAGAAAUCAAGAAGAUGUUCAAGAUUUUUAA
Gracilinanus agilis (Agile Gracile Mouse Opossum) is the source of this 480-nucleotide messenger RNA. Its product is annotated as proline-rich proteoglycan 2-like. The record is from RefSeq and is a predicted model, not a curated record. Bases 1 to 480 code for a protein of 159 amino acids. Lineage: Eukaryota; Metazoa; Chordata; Mammalia; Didelphimorphia; Didelphidae. The transcript has 3 exons.